UUCCCUAUUCUCGCGAGAUUUGCAGUCCGAAAUCUCGUGAUGAUGUCAUCAAACACAGGAGUCACUGGCAAACUGACAGAAUGGCUGAUUCAUUAUAUCCCAACCUACCUUAUGGUCCUGUCCAACGAAGAGAACAGUUUUGCUGGGGACGUGCAACAAAUGAAAACUCCUAUUCCAACAAAACUCUUAUGGGCAACUGGAACCAGGAACACUUUGACCUGUCUCAUUUAGAGAAAAGGAAGCCUCUGCCAUCACAGUAUGAUCACUAUUACCAAAGUUCCUACUCCUCCUCAUACAACAAGACAAAGACUGGAUCACUUGGCUUCAAAAGGGAGCCUCACAUUUUCCCAGGACAUCAGCCUGAAUUAGAAUCACUGGAGUCCAAACCUCUUCAGAAGUCUUGCUACAUGCUAGAUUAUUGUCAUCCGUUACAUGCCCCAUUUGAAGAGUCAGAAGAGAAGAAAUAAACUGCCUUAUAUUCUUAAGGACUUCAUAAAAUGCAUUAAGAGAAUCAGAAUCCAAAAGAUUGUUCUUAACAAUUCAAAAAAAUAAUAAUAAAGUAUGUUCAAAUA
Xenopus tropicalis (tropical clawed frog) is the source of this 572-nucleotide messenger RNA. RefSeq names its product cilia and flagella associated protein 68 (gene cfap68). The record is from RefSeq and is a predicted model, not a curated record. The transcript is spliced from 4 exons. Bases 81 to 467 code for a protein of 128 amino acids. Gene Ontology annotation, biological process: flagellated sperm motility. Lineage: Eukaryota; Metazoa; Chordata; Amphibia; Anura; Pipidae. Gene Ontology annotation, cellular component: nucleus; axoneme.